Messenger RNA from Acanthocheilonema viteae, 1560 nucleotides. NCBI's taxonomy places the organism in Eukaryota, Metazoa, Nematoda, Chromadorea, Rhabditida, Onchocercidae. The record is from the annotation of a GenBank genome assembly.
AUGACAGCACUAUCACAGGAAGAAAUUUUACAAAGUACACGUACGGUUGUGCAAGGUUUGGAAGCAUUGAAGGAUGAGCAUGAAUCGAUCAAGGGUACACUGAUGAGCAGCAUUCAAGAAUUGAAUGCGGAUGAGUCAGCACUUAUUGAAGAAAAGACACAUAUUGUGGAUAGAAAUUUGGAAGUGUUACGUUUGGGCAUCGAAGAAGCUCAGGUUAUGAUGGCAUUAGCUGGUCAUUUGCAAACAGUCGAAGCCGAGAAGCAAAAGUUGAAAGCACAAGUGCGAAGACUUUGUCAAGAGAAUGCUUGGCUUCGAGAUGAAUUGAAUUCGACGCAGCAGAAGUUGCAAGCCACUGGACAGCAAGUGGCACAAUUGGAAGAGGAAAAAAAGCACUUGGAAUACAUGAAUUCGAUCAAGAAGUACGAUGACCAGCAGGAGAAUGACAAGACCAUGGAUCAGAGCGACAGUCGUAGUGAUAACACUCUUCAGGACUUAGGUUUUGGUCCAGAAGAAGAUGAGGAAAUAAGUGGACACAUGACUGGACAGUUUGCACAUCCGACACCAGCUCAUUCAAUGGCAGCAAGUGCAUCUGCUGGCUACGAAAUCCCAGCUCGUCUUCGAACUUUGCACAACCUGGUAAUACAGUAUGCAUCACAGGGAAGAUACGAAGUGGCAGUACCGCUUUGCAAGCAAGCUUUGGAAGAUUUAGAAAAAACAAGUGGACAUGAUCAUCCAGAUGUUGCAACAAUGCUUAAUAUUCUGGCUCUUGUUUAUCGUGAUCAAAAUAAAUAUAAGGAGGCAGCUAAUUUGUUAAACGAAGCAUUACAUAUACGUGAGAAGUGUCUUGGUGAAAGUCAUCCCGCUGUUGCAGCAACACUCAAUAAUCUAGCAGUGUUGUAUGGGAAACGGGGCAAAUAUAAGGAUGCAGAACCACUCUGUAAAAGGGCUUUGGAAAUCCGAGAAAAUGUGCUUGGCGUAGAUCAUCCAGAUGUUGCCAAGCAGUUAAAUAAUCUUGCUUUGCUCUGCCAAAACCAGGGUAAAUAUGAUGAAGUCGAAAGGUAUUACAAGCGUGCACUCGAAAUCUACGAAUCAAAAUUAGGUCCCGAUGAUCCAAAUGUUGCAAAAACGAAGAACAAUCUUUCGUCAGCUUAUUUGAAACAAGGAAAAUAUAAGGAUGCUGAAAUCCUCUAUAAACAAAUCUUGACUCGAGCUCAUGAACGUGAAUUUGGGAAAGUAGCAGAUGACAAUAAGCCAAUUUGGCAAAUUGCUGAAGAUCGUGAAGAAAAUAAGCAUAAAGGAGGAAGUGGUGAUACAAACACGUAUCAGGAAUAUGGUGGUUGGCAUAAAGCUGCGAAAGUUGAUAGUCCAACAGUAACUACGACGUUGAAGAAUCUCGGAGCACUAUACAGACGUCAAGGAAAAUACGAAGCUGCGGAAACUCUUGAAGAUGCUGCAUUGCGAGCAAAAAAACAGUGCUUGGAUGCAGCUCAUCAAGCGAAAAUAGCUAGCUUGAUUGCCGAACAUACAACUGGCUUAUCACCACCUCAUGGAGGUGUUGAG